Molecule: messenger RNA, 1101 nt
Organism: Aspergillus brunneoviolaceus CBS 621.78
Lineage: Eukaryota; Fungi; Ascomycota; Eurotiomycetes; Eurotiales; Aspergillaceae
Exons: 3
Coding region: 1-1101 (366 amino acids)
Molecular function (GO): protein binding
Source: RefSeq, a predicted model, not a curated record
AUGGCCUUCAAACGUAAAGUGUCUAUUGACCACAUGGACACAGUCAACGACCUCGUCUACAAGAAAGCUAAGAUGGGAGAGUACACCGACUUCGCCCUGGAGUGUGACGGUGUCGAAAUCCCUGUCCAUAAAGUGAUCGUCUGUUCUCAGAUAAAGGCAUUCGCAGCUGCUUGCGCCGGAGGCUUCAAGGAGGGCUGUUCCGGCGUCUAUCGAAUUGACGAGUUCCCACUAUCCUCGAUCCGCCAUCUGGUACAGUUUCUCUACACCGGAGACUAUGGCCUUCCAAACGACGCCGACAAGUCUCCCUCGGACCCGGACCUCGUGCUGCCUCCCUCUCUUUCCCUCUCCCCCUCCUCCUCUUCCUCUUCCUCCUCCUCCUCCGCCGCCGCUACUACUGCUGCUAUUACUACCGCUGCCGUCACCGAGGAUCUCUCGAAGAACCUUGUUGCACAUAUCCAUAUGGCCGAGAUCGCGGAUUACUUCAACGUGCCGGGACUCAAAGAACUCGUUCACAAGAAGGUUGACGAGACGCUGCAACUGCCGUGGUCCCCGGAGGGCUUCGCUGAUGCGGUGACGAUGGCUUUCAACAUUGGCGAUAAUGGCGUACUGCGCGACAGGCUUGCAGCGACCGUCGCCGACCAUCUCGACGAUUUUCUAGGGACUGACAGUCGCAUGGAUCUCUUCACGCACGAUGCGUCCUUCCAAGUCCUGCGACGCUUGAACGAACAACUUAAAGAGUCGGAGAGACGGACAAAGGGAUUGCAGAGACAACCCAAGAGGUCGCUUGAGCUACAACGCUUGAACGAAAAACUAAAAGAGUCGGAGAGACGGACAAAGGAAUUGCAGAGACAACCCAAGAAGUCGCCUGAGCUACAACGCUUGAACGAAAAACUAAAAGAGUCGGAGAGACGGACAAAGGAAUUGCAGAGACAACCCAAGAAGUCGCCUGAGCUACAACGCUUGAACGAAAAACUAAAAGAGUCGGAGAGACGGACAAAGGAAUUGCAGAGACAACCCAAGAAAUCGCUUGAGUUACAAACACGCCUCGCACAGCAAUUGGGAAGCGAGCGUGAGUUAAGCAAUGGUAUCAUUCUGUCGUGA